Molecule: messenger RNA, 4747 nt
Organism: Alexandromys fortis (reed vole)
Lineage: Eukaryota; Metazoa; Chordata; Mammalia; Rodentia; Cricetidae
Gene: Zftraf1
Product: zinc finger TRAF-type containing 1
Exons: 5
Coding region: 1005-2207 (400 amino acids)
Cellular component (GO): nucleus
Molecular function (GO): zinc ion binding
Source: RefSeq, a predicted model, not a curated record
UGAAAAGACACAGCAGUUUUUGGGUCUUGGUUUCCUGGGACAUGGUAGAUUUGCAUAUAUCCUUGGUGGACCUGGCAGGUGGCCCUCUGGGGCAGUGACCUUCACAAGCUGGUGGCUGCCGCAGUGAAGGGCAGAAGCGGGCUGUACGUCAGCGAUUCCCGGGAACUGCACAUCCCUUCUGUGGACUGAUUUGCUUACUACCUGUUUGCCACCCUCUUGUGUGUACAAGUCAUGUCUUAGAACUUAACCACACUUUCCUCUAUGGACCCUUCUUCAGCCUCCAAUUACGGGGCUGGGCCGAGGGGUGGGUUAGAGUGUACCCAGUCCUUCUGUUCCGGUACUUGGUGUCUUGUCGACGUUUAUCCCGUCGCGCAAGAGUGGUCGUCAGUGGGUUUUUCCAGUUCGUGCCCUUCCACUCUAGGCAGCUAGGCCAGAGCCUGGCGCACGGAAGGCCGAAUUUCGGUGGACAAUGGCACAGGCACACCCCGACAUGGGUGUCUAGGGGCGCUUUGCACUCUCAAGGAGUAAAAGUCUCGAUGUUUUUCCCGACCCCAGAGCGGGUGGUACCUUUCCAGGGACGCAUCCCUCCCCUCAGCCCCCGUCACCCCUCGCCCCUCCAGCCUCCUGGACCCCACCUCCUUCUGUUCACCUUCUACAGUGGGCGGGCCCUCCGGCCUUCUCGCUCGUCCAUUGGCGGUAGCCACCUCAUCGUCUAGCCCCUCGCGGCGCUACCAUUGGUUUGCGCUGAGCACACGUGACCAGGAGGACGAGGGGGCGGUGGCGUUGGGGGGGGGGUCCGCAGCGAAAACAAAGAUGGCGGCCGCGCCGGGGUUGGUGGCCGGGACGGCUACGGGCCGACGCGCGGGCCAGGCCCACUGAGGCAGCGGCGCAGCGGGCAGGUUGCAGGGCCGCCGCGGCAGCGAGAAGCCGGCAGGGGCGCGCGGCGACCCUAACUUCCAGCCGGCGAGCGCGCCGGCACCCGCCCGCCGGGCCGGCCGGACGCGAUGUCCGGCGCCGAGGAGGCCGGCGGGGGUGGCCCGGCUGCGGGGCCCGCGGGUGCCGUGCCGGCCGGGGUCGGGGUAGGGGCCGGGCCUGGGGCUGCCGCGGGGCCGGCUGCGGCGGCUCUGGGCGAGGCGGCGGGGCCCGGGCUCCCGGACGAGGCGGGCCUGGCCGGCGCUCGGCAGCUGCAAGAGGCGGCCGGCGACCCUGACGCGCCGCCCAAGAAGCGGCUGCGGGCGGCCGAGGCGGCCGAGGCGGCGGCGGCGGCGGUGGCAGCAGGCAGCGGGAAGCUGGAGGAGCGGCUGUACUCGGUGCUGUGUUGCACCGUGUGCCUGGACCUGCCCAAGGCUUCCGUGUACCAGAAUUUUCUUUUUUCAAUACUGAGGAUUGAACCCAGGACCUCAAGCUUGCUAGCAGAUGCCCGGCUGAAGGAGGAGCAGGCCACAUGUCCCAACUGUCGUUGUGAGAUCAGUAAGAGCCUCUGCUGCCGGAACCUGGCCGUGGAGAAAGCUGUGAGCGAACUGCCUUCAGAGUGUGGCUUCUGUCUGCGUCAGUUCCCUCGCUCCCUCCUAGAGAGGCACCAGAAAGAGGAAUGCCAGGACAGGGUGACACAGUGCAAGUACAAGCGUAUUGGCUGCCCGUGGCAUGGCCCUUUUCAUGAGCUGACAGUGCAUGAAGCUGCAUGUGCUCACCCAACCAAGACAGGCAAUGAGUUGAUGGAGAUCCUAGAUGAGAUGGAUCAGAGCCACCGCAAGGAGAUGCAACUCUACAACAGCAUCUUCAGCCUGCUCAGCUUUGAGAAGAUUGGCUACACAGAGGUUCAGUUCCGGCCUUAUCGCACUGAUGACUUCAUCACACGCCUGUACUAUGAAACACCACGGUUCACAGUACUGAACCAGACAUGGGUCCUGAAGGCUCGUGUGAAUGACUCGGAGCGCAACCCCAACCUGUCGUGCAAGCGCACACUUUCCUUCCAGCUACUCCUCAAGAGCAAGGUCACAGCGCCCCUGGAGUGUUCUUUUCUUCUGCUCAAGGGCCCAUAUGAUGAUGUGAGGAUCAGUCCUGUCAUCUACCACUUUGUCUUCACCAAUGAGAGCAACGAGACGGACUAUGUGCCGCUGCCCAUCAUCGACUCUGUGGAGUGCAACAAGCUGCUGGCUGCCAAGAACAUUAACCUGCGGCUCUUCCUGUUCCAAAUACAGAAGUAGGCUGGGCCCAGGACGCCUGAGGAGCAGAGGGCUGCAGUCCAGUAGUGCUGUCCCACCUCCCUGGCUUGGCGCAGCUUCGCACAACUAUGAUCAUUUUAGCAAAGGAGGAGAACAAACAAAAUCAAACACUGAGAAAGUCUGCAUGCGUGUGCAAUGGGGUCCCCGCCUCUGGCUCACCUUCCUCCCCUUUGCCUCCCACCUCCUGCAGGCAGCCAGAGGCUGGGCUGACCACAGUGGAAACAGUACUCUGGGCUCCUCAGGCACAGGUGGUGAGGAGGGCAAGAAGCCAACCACCCUUACCCCAGCUCCCAUCCUUUCAUGGAGGUGGCACGGUGGUUCUCUGGCCAGGCUCAGGGGCUCUGGCUGACUUCAGACAGCAUAUUUGAUUGCAAUUAAAAAGGCAGCCUUGUUUCCUACUUUCUGUUUUGUUGGAGGGGAAGGUGUGGCUGUGAAUGGACCUCAUGGGAGAUUUGGUUUGGCCCAGUGGUCAGAACCUGUCCUGUCCCUGAUACUGCACCUAUGUGUGCACCCCAGGAGAGACUUAAGAGACACUGCCUCCCCCACAGUCUUAUCAGAGGUUGGGACUAAAGCCUGGCCAGUGAGCCAGAGGGUUGGGCUUCCCCAGCUGCCACUCAGAGGAAGCAGGACUUGGCUAGUAGGGCUCAGCAAAUGUUUUCGGAAUGCAGGGUGAAAUUCUGUCUCUUCGAGGAAAAAAUGAAACUCUACAGGCUCUUUAAGUGAUGUGAUUUUAGCGAGAAAUAACCCAUUCGCUUAACUCAGCAUAGAGGGCCAGGUGUCCUCAGGGUGCCAAGGAGGCAGCCCUUGUCUGUGAGACCUGCAUUUAAUGGUGGCAGGGGCACUGCAGGACCAAGGCAGAGCAGCAUGGUUUAUCGCCUAGGCAAGGUCGGCCUUCCCCUUGCUGGGCCAUUCACAGAUUCUCUGAGUUGUGGUUGUAAGCAGGACAAGUAUUAGGGCCUCACAGAAUAUGAAGCAGCCACGCUGGAUAGGGCUAGGCCCCGAUUCUCUCUUCCUUGGGUUCCUCAGAGAUACUGAGAAAGGUAGGACUUGCCUCCUUCUGUCUUUGCUUAGGAGAUGAGGCUCUUCUAUCAUAGCUUUUUGUUGCUUUAAUACCAAAGAACCGGUUUCCUCUGCCCUAACCAGACCUCCACAUGCCUCAAAGUAGUUCCCACCAUCCCAUGCAAACUGCCUGGGCCUGAACUGUCCUGUACCGUCCAAGUUAAGGGACAGGGUAGUCUUGGCCAUGUGGGUGCAAGUACUAAUGUUCCACCCAUCCUGACCUUCAAGAGGGCAAAGAGCUGAGAAAUGAAGAGAAGGAACUGUGACGCGAGGUAUAGGUCCCAUCUGUUUUCCUGAAUACGGCCAGUGUGGCCCUUCUGCCUUCUCAUAGGCUGAGAGGUUUUCAGCAUCUGUUUGGCUUCCUGCAUGGGGCUUGUGGGAGUUCUCCUGCAAACAUGACCAGGCUGGGAGGGGUAAGAAGGCCAAUAUUUGGCUUCUGCCUACUAUGAAGGACCCCAUGCCAGAUCCCAGCACAUCUAUGGGAGCAGAUGCAGCUCCUUGAUUUUCUCUGCCUUUAGGGGCAGCCUCUCAAGCCUGCUCAGCUAUCAGGCAUAGAGGAUCUUUGGAAAACAGAGGAGGCUCCUCUAGAAGUCCCUCUAGAUUCUAAGGUGUUAGUAUGAAAAGGCAGGGCAAGGCCAGCUUGCCCUAAUAACCUGUGUCUAGAUGUGUGAGAGACUGAUUCACAGAAGGUAGCCUGAAAGUCUCCUGGGGAGAAACAGGAUAGGAGGCUUAUUCCCCCACGGGCACAAGCCAGCAGGGACGCUGUGCAUGAGAGUGAAGCUGGGCUGGCAGGGGCUCAGAGACAACAGUUGAGCUCUGGGUAUCUGUGGAGAUGAAAGGCAUACCCCAAGGCACAGGUAGGGCUGGGGCCAUACCCAGCUGAGAUCCACCUAGGGGUGGGGGUGUCCAAGAGUUCCCAGGACUACAGCAGCCUCCUAGUGACAUGCUCGGUGUGGCCGCUACACUAUGACAUGUGCAGCUGUUGAGCCUUCUAACCUAGAGGAACCAGACAUGGAGAAGACUAGUAUGUCUCUUGGCUCUGCUAGGGACUGGCAUACAGACCUUCAGCAUCGUCACUAUGAGCUCUUGGGGGGGGGGGAGCACCAUAUCUCCAGGCUUGUGUCCAGAGUCUUGUUAUCUUGCUGUCCUAACCUGGCUCUUUUUCUGUUGUCUCUGAGGAUGGGAGAGGGGUUCAGCCUCAGUAGGUGUUGGGGAGGCUGCCAGAGGGGGUUGCAUAGGCCAAGCCAGGCCUCCCCCCUCCGCCUGUCUCAUCCCCACUUCCUGUGAGCACCACAUUUGCCCAAAGUGAGACAUUUACAAAACAAUAAAAAUAAUUUUCUAAUGAGCAGAGCAAGAAGUGUUUUUAUGAUUGUUGGAAAUGACUUACAUGUCAGUUCUGCCGUUUGCAUUUUCUUUGAGUAUUUUCUGUAUGUACCUGUAGUUAAAAAAAUAAUUCCAAACCA